AUGCCCUAUCAAUCUCGCUGGAAAAUCGACGUCCCUGACGCUCAUCUCGCAUCGCUCCUCCUCCAAUCCCCCACAGCACCACUCUCCACCACCAAGAAAUGCUUUAUUGACGCGGACCGCCCAGAUUCCCACUUCUUCACCCCCCAUACUUUCCGCCUCUGGAGUCAGCGGUUCGCCGCCGGCCUCCGCAACGCAGGCCUGCAACCCGGCGACCGCGUCCUCCUCUUCUCCGGCAAUAACCUCUUCUUUCCCGUCGCCCUUCUAGGCGUCGCUAUAGCCGGCGGGAUCUUCACUGCCGCAAAUCCCAGCUAUGUCGCUCGCGAACUAGCAUUUCAGCUCGAAGACAGCGGCGCCACGUUCCUGCUUUGCGCCCCUGGAAGCCUAGAUACCGGCAUCGAAGCAGCGCAGCUCGUCGGCCUACCCAAAGAGCGACUCUUCGUCUUCGACACCGCAUUGUACGACGGUGCGGGGGCGCCGCAGCAGGGUUGCCCCUACUGGGGCGACCUCGUUGCGUCCGCGGAAGAAGGUCGCGGCUUUGCGUGGGAGGAUUUGCGGACGCCACUGUUAGCUGAUAAGACGAUUGUGCUGAAUUACUCGAGCGGGACAACGGGAAGACCGAAGGGUGUCGAAAUCACGCAUAAGAACUACGUGGCCAACAUGCUGCAGUAUUCGUUUCUGGGGACGCUGAAUCCGGACUACGAGAGUCGGCGGGCGCGGGCGCGCUGGCUGUGCUUCUUGCCGAUGUAUCAUGCGAUGGCGCAGAAUAUAUUCAUCGCCGUGGCGCUGUGGCGCGGGACGCCGGUUUAUAUUAUGCCGAAAUUCGACUUUGUGAAGAUGUUGGAGCAUGUGCAGCGGUUCCGGAUCACAGAUUUGACGCUUGUGCCGCCAGUGAUGGUGAUGAUGGCGAAGCAUCCUAUUGUCAAGAAAUUUGAUUUGAGCUCGGUUGAGACGGUGGGCAGCGGUGCGGCACCGCUAGGACGAGAGGUUUGUACGGAGGUGGAGAAGUUAUGGCCGCCGGGGAAGAUAAACGUGAAGCAAGGGUGGGGAAUGACAGAAGCGACGUGUUCUUUGCUUGGAUGGGAUCCUACCGAGACAAGUACGUCCGCGUCUGUGGGUGAGCCUAAUGCAAACUGCGAGGCUAAGAUCAUGGAUCUGGACGGAAUCAGGGAACUAGGCCGCAACCAGCAAGGCGAACUGUGGGUACGAGGGCAGAAUAUCAUGAAGGGCUAUUGGAGAAAUCCCGAGGCGACGCGUGAGACUAAAACAGCCGAUGGAUGGCUCAAGACGGGAGACGUCGCCUAUGUGGACGACGAGGGCAAGUUCCACGUCGUGGAUCGGUUGAAGGAACUGAUCAAGGUCAAAGGCAACCAGGUGGCGCCUGCGGAACUCGAAGCGUUGCUGCUGGAACACCCCGCCGUGGCGGAUGUGGCAGUGAUUGGUGUCUCUGUCGACAACGACGAGCGACCCCGUGCGUACGUGGUGUUAUCGACGGGCCAAACCGCCAGCGCGGAGGAGAUCACCGCAUUCCUGAAUGGCAAAGUCUCCUCGACGAAGCGGAUCACCGGCGGAGUUGUUUUCCUCGAUGCGAUCCCUAAAAAUCCUUCGGGGAAGAUCCUGCGCAAAGUCCUGCGCGAGCAGGCACAGGCGGGGCUGAAGAAGCAAGGUGCCACAGCCAAACUGUAG
Molecule: messenger RNA, 1683 nt
Organism: Penicillium chermesinum
Lineage: Eukaryota; Fungi; Ascomycota; Eurotiomycetes; Eurotiales; Aspergillaceae
Product: acyl--CoA ligase
Exons: 4
Coding region: 1-1683 (560 amino acids)
Biological process (GO): secondary metabolic process
Molecular function (GO): CoA-ligase activity
Source: RefSeq, a predicted model, not a curated record